GGGGGCGCAGCGGGGAGGCAACCAUUGACUGGAGCCUAACGACCAUUAUUUCGUCAUCAUUUGUAACCAUGGAGCAUGAAUUACCUCUUGAAGUCAUCAGUGAGGAUUUACGACUGGUCAACAAAGGCACGUGAUUCCCGAACGCUCUCCCCAUAUUUGGCCGCAUACCUGGCAAAGUACAGUAGGGGCUUCAUUGCUUAUAAUUCAUGAUUGCAUCCAUAAAUCGUGCAAGCACACAGGAUUAUAGCGACAAAGAUCUACAAAUCGAGGCUUUAAAAAUCCAAGCAAAUGAGCUCCUACUUUGUAAACUCGUUCUCAGGGCGCUAUCCAAAUGGCUCCGACUAUCAGUUACUAAAUUAUGGGACUAACGGCGCUGUGAACGGCUCCUUCAGAGACCCUGGCACCAUGCAUUCCGGGUCUUUCGGCUACAACUACAAUGGAAUGGACCUAACCGUGAACCGCACCAACACCGGCAGCCACUUCCCGGCGGUGCGGGAGGAUGCGCGGGGGUUCGGCCAGGACGCCCGCUACAGACAGACGCCCAACAACUGCUCGCUGUCCUCCUCCCAGGAUCCGGUGCCGCAGCCGCCGCCGUCGUGCGCCACGGCCAGCCGGGAGCCGCUGGAACUAAAGAGCCCCUCUCCUCCCUCUGACCGGAGCGCGACCUCGGGCGGCAACAACCUGAACAAAAACACGAGUGCUCAUUUCACGGAGAUAGAGGACGCCACCGUCGCGUCCGAGACCGAGGAGGGCGCGCACAGCAGCGGCGGCGGAGCCAGCUCUGUUCCGCGGGCGCAGCAGCAGCAGCAGCAGCAGCAGCACCAGGACCCCAACGCCACCUCCUCCACCCCUUCAUCAAACGAUUGCCAAUCGCCACAAAUAUUCCCCUGGAUGCGGAAGCUGCACAUAAGCCAUGAUAUGACUGGACCAGACGGGAAAAGGGCCCGAACCGCGUACACCCGGUACCAGACGCUAGAGCUGGAGAAAGAGUUUCACUUCAAUAGGUACCUCACCAGACGGCGGAGGAUAGAGAUAGCCCACGCCCUGUGUCUUUCCGAAAGACAGAUCAAAAUCUGGUUUCAGAACCGCAGGAUGAAGUGGAAGAAGGACAAUAAACUGAAAAGUAUGAGCCUGGUGACGGGAGGCAGCGCCUUCCACAACUGAAUAACUUUUUUUUGUUUGUUUGUUUUUGUUGUUGGGGUGGAAUUAAAAAAAAAAUGAUAAUAGUAAAGAAAAGA
This is a messenger RNA of Labrus bergylta (ballan wrasse), 1238 nucleotides long. It is a transcript of the gene hoxb5b, whose product is annotated as homeobox B5b. Gene Ontology annotation, biological process: anterior/posterior pattern specification; regulation of transcription by RNA polymerase II. Gene Ontology annotation, molecular function: RNA polymerase II cis-regulatory region sequence-specific DNA binding; DNA-binding transcription factor activity, RNA polymerase II-specific. NCBI's taxonomy places the organism in Eukaryota, Metazoa, Chordata, Actinopteri, Labriformes, Labridae. The record is from RefSeq and is a predicted model, not a curated record. Gene Ontology annotation, cellular component: nucleus.